This is a messenger RNA of Aspergillus terreus NIH2624, 810 nucleotides long. RefSeq names its product WSC domain-containing protein. The transcript has 3 exons. Lineage: Eukaryota; Fungi; Ascomycota; Eurotiomycetes; Eurotiales; Aspergillaceae. Bases 1 to 810 code for a protein of 269 amino acids. The record is from RefSeq and is a predicted model, not a curated record. Gene Ontology annotation, cellular component: plasma membrane.
AUGAAGGUCUCGCUCACAGCAUCCCUCUUUCUCCUGGCCGUCGGGUGGCCCGCCGUCCACGCUCAAUCGGAAGUCUCAAAGGGUUGUUACAAGAGCGUGUCGCCCUUGUCCAGCCAAGGAACCUACACCUUCCAGAGUGAUGGAUAUUGUCAGAACUUAUGUCUCAAGAGUAAUUACAAGGUCUUCGCCUUGCACAACGGCAAUGAGUGCUUCUGCGGUAACAAACUCCCGGCCGACUCCGACGAGACCGAUGAUAGUGACUGCAAUACGUCCUGUACCGGCUGGCCCAGUGUCAUGUGUGGUGGUAAAAGCGCCUAUUCCGUCUACCUCACCGGCCUGAGCCAAAACGUCGACACCGUGGGCAGCAGCUCCAGCUCCAGUUCCACCCAGGAUUCCUCGACCUCAACCACCAACGGCCAUACCGCCACCGACACCAACGGAAGUACCGUUGUUGUCACCGCUGCCAGCGAAACCGCCCCCGUCAACAAGGAAGACACGAAAAAAGACGGGAGUCCCAACACCGCCGCCAUCGCCGCCGGUGUCGUCGUGGGCGUCGUCGGCUUCUGUGCCCUCGUUGGCGCCAUCUUCUUCCUCUGGCGCUUCCGCAACCGCAAGAACACCGACAACCAGUUCCGUGGCAGCACCAACGAGAACCACUUUGGCAAGCCCAUGUCCCAAAGCUCCAUGUCUGACUCGCGCUUUGAUGGAGACUUCAUGGCCCAAAGACGUCAGAGCAACGGUAGCAUUGAUGAUGACCAAGACUUUUCGCGUCGGAUCUUACAGGUGACAAAUCCCGAUCGUUUCUAUUGA